Molecule: messenger RNA, 4407 nt
Organism: Linepithema humile (Argentine ant)
Lineage: Eukaryota; Metazoa; Arthropoda; Insecta; Hymenoptera; Formicidae
Gene: Lrch
Product: Leucine-rich-repeats and calponin homology domain protein
Molecular function (GO): protein binding
Source: RefSeq, a predicted model, not a curated record
CUGACAAGUAUAGGGGAGUGGUUGGUGCGCGCCUUCCCGUUGAAUCCUCUAUCGCGUUCUCGAGUACGAGAUCGGAGUGCAUCGCGUGGGUCUACGCCAGGAAGACCACUUUUUUCCUGAUCACGGUCGUCGUGCAUCAUCCGAGGCCGUGUUUGCAGUCGCGUCGCGUGUGCCCGUGUCCGAAAAAUGUAAUAUGGCGAUGGUUGCGUCGAACAUGAGCGGCCACAUACAGAAGCAGCUCACCAGGAGCCUCGAGCGGAUCCUGGAGGAAGCGCACCUGAGCGGCGAGCUCAAGUUGAGCGGUCGCAAGCUGAAGGACUUCCCGAAAGUCGGGAAAACCGGCGCGACUAAAUACAAUCUGCAGGACACCGUGAUCGCUGACCUUUCGAAGAAUCGUUUCAGUGAGUUACCGGAGGAAGUCACGGAAUUUCCAUUCCUCGAGAAGCUACACCUCUACCACAAUGCCAUAAGAAUAAUCCCGGAAACCGUCGUAAUGCUCCAAUCUCUGAACUACCUCGAUCUUAGUCGAAACCAAUUGACAUCGCUACCUCGAGAGAUAUGCAGGCUACCCCUUCAGACAUUGCUAGUCGCACACAACAGAUUAGCAUCUCUGCCAGACGAGCUAGGCAGGAUGACAGCAUUAGCAGAACUGGACGCAGGUUGCAACGAAAUCACGAGCCUACCAUCUCGAAUAGGCGACCUUGCGCGACUCCGGUCUCUGGAUCUGAGGAGCAACUUGCUGGUGCACCUGCCUAUAGAACUGACGUACCUGAGGCUCGUGAAGCUGGAUAUUAGUGGCAAUCGAAUAUCUGUGCUUCCAAAUGAGAUGAGGAAGAUGAAAGGCUUAGUGGAUUUCAGACUGUCCGACAAUCCGCUGACCUCGCCGCCUGCCUCGCUAUGCAUUCGCGGGCGAACGCACAUUUUCAAAUACUUGGAGAGGCAGGCAGCGAAACACGAGAGGGCCAGAGGUGGUCGGACGAGGCGAACGCCUCUGGACACGAGGGGUCACGCGACGCUGGACUUGAGGUCGCACCGGCGGCACAACGUCGACAGCGGAUACAGCACGAGCGACGGCGUCGACAAACGCUGGUCCCAGGAGAUCCACAGCGCGGUGCACGACGGCGAAGUUCGCGGUUUGUGGCGGCAAGAAUGUUCACCAUUAUCGAUAACGCUACCGCACGAGGUAGGUGUGAACGGGUCUUGCAGCGGCACGUCGACACCCAGCACGAUUUCACCCGGGGAGCACACAUCUUUAGAAGAUGAGUUGGGCAAGGCUAUGAUACUACACGAUCAACUGGAAAAAAGGAGAUUAGAGAGGAGCACCUCGGAGAAUGGGGCAGACAUUAGGAGACCUAUGAUCUCUGGCCUUCAUCACACAUCGAUUACGCCACCGGGCCAUCUGGAGUCCACGCAUUUGACGAAUCAGUCGCAGCAGUUAUCGUGCGCACAAUCGGUACACCCACUUCAGACUGCCAUGAAUCCCGCUACACUAAUGAACGGCGACGAUAAGAGGCCGUUGAAUCACAUACAGACGUACAGGGAGUAUAAAGAAGCUUUGAAACAGCAGAGAGCUAACGAAGGUCUAAGCGUGUACAGACCUCGCGAACAAGUGACGCCUCCGGGCAACGAGUCGCAAAAUAACGAGACCGACUCGGGCAAUAAUAAGGAAAUCAUCACUCUGACUGGUAAACAAAUUUUUAACGAGGACAACGCGUUGAAGAGGCCAGUGCAGAAGGUUACCCCAUCGCGAAUCAACUAUCAAAACACGCCGAUUAUCAACGGCAACAACAGCGACUACAACAACAAGAACGGAAAAUAUCUCGAGCAACCUUAUAAGAAGCCUAGCUCGCCUAUCAAAACUUCCACCAGUAUUCUUUCCACGAACACAAGUCCAGCGCACGCACCCAGACUAGUGAAAACUGCUGUUGGUUACGUAGAAGGCAACAAGAGUCCAAGUAGAAAUGGCGGCAGUCCUAAAUCACCGCGAUCCGUCACUUGGAACAGCAACGUGCCUGAAAAGUAUUCCUUUACCAUGAGGAGAGAGUUCGAACGUGCCAAAGAAGAGGCUGACCUCAUCGAGCAACUGCGAAAUCAUAUAGAGACGAGAUUAAAAAUGGCACUGCCGGAGGACCUUGCACCAGCGUUAACGGACGGCGUUGUUCUCUGUCACUUGGCUAACCACGUUAGACCGCGAUCGGUCGCCAGUAUACAUGUUCCUUCUCCGGCUGUACCUAAAUUGACGAUGGCGCGAUGCAGACGUAACGUCGACAACUUUCUCGAGGCGUGCCGAAAGAUUGGCGUCGAUGAGGAGGUGUUAUUGGACGCGGAUGCAAUCAUGGACGUGGGUUACAUGGACGCGUAUGGGCUGGAGGCUCUGGCGCGUCUCGUCACCUCUCUUCUCCUUGUUCGCGAUGAGGAGGAGAGUGACACCGAAGAGCCGGUCGCUGGUUCACUCCGUACGAUUCAGGACCACGUUAUGUCCGCAAUGCUUUUUGCCACAUUCCUAUCCACUCUGGUUCUGCUUUAUUUCUUUCCGAUCCCCGAUUAAUGAGACGGUGACGAGAACGGAAAGCCGCCAGUGCGCAAGAAACGAAGGAGCGACGAGUUAAUAAGGGGAGAAAGAAGAGUGCCAAGAACGGAAACUAUGACACUUCGAAACGACGAUUCUUCGAUCUCUCCGAUUUUUUUUUUUUUAAUUAACGCAAACACUGUUGUGUCGGUUUCGCUUUUGAUAACCGAAUCUGAGAAUCGUCGUUUCGUUUGAAUAACUAUGCGCGCGACACUUUCAACGUUUGUUAUUUUUCGAACGGCUUGUUUAAUUACUUCUGUGGAUUCUGCAUUUACAUUUAUUCAGAUUUGAGAAGGUGUCGCGAGUCGGACGCAACUUCGACAUCGAAGAUUUCCAAGUGAUAUUCAAAAGAUUUUGGACGUAGGAAAAACGCGCACGAAUGUUGGAUAAAUUGAACGUUUUUAUAAUUAAAGAGAAUAAUGCAGGGAUAUCAUCGAUGUCGAAGUACUCUGCGAUUUUUUAAAGUGCCUUUUAGAGCGUACAGAUCAAAGAACGAUUUACCAUCUGUGUCUAGGCGCUUUAAAAAAUAUCAGAACAUAUCUUUUUUGCCGCAUAUGAAAUCGCCGCUAGUCCUCACUGCGGCCAGAGUACUUAGCUCUCGAUUUAUCAUUAGUAGUAGCUUUAACAGGGUUGUUCGCUUUUUUCGACCUCCGCCUGCAUAAGUUUCCUCACUUGUGAUUGCACGAGCGAGGAAUCUUGUAGUCAGUAUGGAGAAUUUUUGGAAAUAGUUUUUAAGUAUCGACAGGCAGCUUGAUGAAACGGUUAGUCGACUAAGUAUUAAGUAAGUUUAUAUCGUUUUCUGUCUAGAAAGGCCUUGAUUCAUCAUCGAUAAUAGCAUACUAUAUGCGGGAGUAUUCACGGGAAUCCAAGAGGAUUUUCCGCGAAAGAUGAUUUUCUUAAGCGAAAUUCUAUUCCACGUUCUCGUUAAUUUCCUCCGAACUUAUAGGAAGUUGAUGUAAAAUCAAAGAGCGCAAUCAAAGGUAAAUCGAAGGCGCUCGCAUAUCACAUUUAGUUGUCUGUGAAUGUAUUUUACAGAAUUACCGGCUAUUUGAUUGCCACUUGAUCGUACAAGUUGGCUAUCGUCGGCUGGGAUCUGCCGAUGAAAUAUUUUGAUAAAAGAGAGGGUAGUGAUCGAAAUUAAGAACUGGUGUGCAAUACUCGUUCAAGAAUGCUAUAUAUUCAUCCCAUUUAACUAUCCGGAUUCUCGGAAAAUAUUGCCUUCUAUAAAAGCCUCACAAUUGCAAUUGUCUUAGCUGGUAUUGCGACAUCAUUCUCCGUGUUUACAAUUAUCCCUCAGGAAAACAAGAAAGAGUGAACGGAAGGAUAGCUAUGAUACCUUGGAUGGUAGUAUUUUUUUAAGAUUCGACCAAUGAACUGCCUAUGGCUCUUUCAGGAUUGGUGGGUCUGUGAUAGGUAGCCUGCGAGUAUUACAGGAUUCAUAAAAAGGUGCUAACGGAAUCUCUUUUAAGUUCGAGGAUUUUCUAUUUUGGUAUGUAAAGUCUAACAAAAGGUAGUAGUUUGAACGUUAAAAGAUGGUGAUGUUUAUAUUCAUUCGUUAUAAGUUACAAGCGGUAUCGCUUUCCUUGCUCGUAAUUUCGUAAGUUAGUUCAAUUGUAUUCUUCAUCUACAAAAAAGUACUUUCAUUUUCGGAAGGGAAGAACUGAAAUAGAGUACUCUUCGAUACUUCACCGACCAAACAAUUCGGUCUUAGUCUAACAAUAAGAUAUUGUACUGUAGAUUGAAGUUAUUUUGAUCUCACCGUUAAUCAUCUUCUCAAAUUUCAACAUUUUAUUCAAUAAAGCAUAACAUUAUUAUGGGAAUUGAAAAAUUAUCAAAAA